AAUGGAGCAGCCAUAUUGAGAAGAAGUCUAUAUUUUUUUGUGUUGGGAUCCAGUGAGCGUAAACUUAGAAUUGGAAAAACCGUGUUCCUCUACCCUGGGAUAUCCGCUCUUCCUCUAUGCCUCUCUCAACUCUUGCAUAUAUCUUAGAGUUUUAAAAAUGGGCGACAAGCGAAAACUACAAGGUGAAAUAGAAAGAUGUCUCAAGAAAGUUAGUGAAGGAGUGGAAACGUUUGAGGACAUCUGGCAGAAGGUUCACAAUGCAACAAAUAGCAAUCAGAAGGAGAAAUAUGAAGCAGACUUGAAAAAGGAAAUCAAGAAGCUCCAGAGGUUAAGAGAUCAAAUAAAAUCAUGGGCGGCCUCAAAUGAGAUCAAGGACAAGAGGACACUGUUAGAAAACAGGAGAUUGAUUGAAACGCAAAUGGAAAGAUUUAAAGUGGUAGAGAGGGAAACGAAAACGAAAGCAUAUUCAAAAGAAGGAUUAGGGUUAGCAGCAAAAGUUGACCCUGUGCAAAAGGAGAAAGAUGAUGUUUCAACGUGGAUGAGGGGCUGCAUAGACAAGCUUACAGUGCAGAUAGAUUCAUUUGAAAUGGAGGUUGAAAACAUCACGUCGUCUUCAAAAAAGAGGAAAAUCCCAACGGAUAGGCAAGAAAGAUUAGAUGAGCUAUCAAAGUGGUUAGAGAAUCACCGGUACCACAUCAGGCAAUUAGAGACGCUCAUGAGAAUGUUGGACAACAGCACAAUAGAGGUCGAUCAGAUCAAGAAAGUACAGGACGAUUUGGAGUACUACAUUGACUACUCACAGGAUCCUGACUUUGAGGAGAAUGAGUUCAUGUAUGAUGAACUAGAAAUUGAUGAUGAAGCUGGUCUAUUAGCGACUUCACCGGAAGAAGAAAACCAUCUGAACAGUGACACGCCACUGAGUAGUUCACCCAUCGUUAGCAGUAGUUUGCCCUCCUCAUCAAACCAUUCCAAAGAUAAGGUAGAAGAUGAAAAGAAAUCAAGAACGAAGUCGGUGGAUGAUACAUCGUUAUCGUCAUCAUCAUCGCCGAGGAAAGGUUCAGCAAAGAGUACGAGUAGCUCAUCUUCGUUGAAUUCCAUUCCCAUAACAACUACAUCAUCCACUCAGCAGAGUAGACCAACGAUAACGAGAGUAUCUUCAUCACCGGGUACGUCAACAGCCAACUCUUCGGCGUCGUUCGGCGGCUUGCAAGCGCCGAUCAAAAACAGCCUUAGCAAAGCAAAUAGCGUACCGUCAGCAACGACACCACAUGCAAUAGCACAACCUCCCCCAGGGCCUGCGUAUGCUGUAGCAGCAGGGGGUCAGACACACAAUUCACAAGGGUCAAAUGCAGCAAAUCGGGUUACAUCGCAACAACCGACAGCAGUGUCGUCCCAUAUGAUGUCCAAUAGCAUGUCAUUAAGCAGCUCAACCAUGGUGCAGUCCUCAUCGAACCCUCAACAUAACAACACUCCGAGACAAGAUAUGAAUGGCCCUCAUCAAGGUUACAGCAUAGAGCUCCUCACAAGCAGCGUAGCGAACCUGUCGACCAACAGCACGCUCUCAUCAUCGUCGUCGCACAUCACUCACAUGGCUCAUAGCACAGUGCCGUCAUCAUCCUCUGCCACGUCCUCAUCGUCUAUGCCCUUCAUGGCGUCAUCGAUGGCAAUGCCCACCUCCUCAACGGUGGAGACCAACCCAGUAGCCACUGCCCUUUCCACGAGUGCAGCAAUGCUGACCAAAAGUUCAGAUGCUAUGGUCAAUGGCCCGCUAAGCCCGGAGAAUAAGGAGGAUGACAGCAGCUCAAUGUCAACGCUGAAGACAAUGGCACAGAAAGUUGUGAUGAGUUCGGGGUUAGAGAACUUCCAGUCCGAUCUCAUAACAGAAAACAUGGCAGUCUAUAACAGUACUUCCAGGAGCGAGAGCCAGGGUCAGUCAACAACGCCUGCCAACAGCACACCGCAGUAUCAAGAGACCACCAUCCCUCCGUUACUGGGCGUGGCGCCCCUCGGACCCGUCACGUUAUCCAAGGAGCAGAGACUGCAACAGAGCGUCAUGGAGAGCUGCUUUCACCACUUGCCGCUUCCCUCGGACUCAGAGAGGUUAAGAAACUACCUUCCAAGGAACCCAUGUCCCACCCCUACGUAUCAUUGUCAGGUGAUGCCUCAUAGAAUGGGUACACUAGAGUUCUUUAUGAGAUUAUCAACAGAGACGUUAUUCUUCAUCUUCUAUUAUCAAGAAGGAACAAAGGCCCAGUAUUUGGCUGCAAAGGCCUUGAAGAGGCAGUCAUGGAGAUUCCAUACCAAGUACAUGAUGUGGUUUCAACGACAUGAAGAGCCAAAGACAAUCACUGAAGAAUACGAGCAAGGAACAUACAUCUACUUUGACUAUGAGAAAUGGGGACAGCGGAAAAAGGAAGGAUUCACGUUCGAGUAUAGAUACCUAGAAGAUCGAGAGCUCUGAGAUUUGCUGCACCCACCCCUCGUGUGAUGAUACCCCAUCCAGUCUAUUCAAGCCACUGCUGGGGAUCAGCGAAACGCGUGAUCAGUGACUGACUCUCAAUUUCUGACAAGAAGCUGACGCUUGAAAUUCUUUUUUCUCCGGGAGUCGGGCUAGUCUCCUGCCCGACCAUCUUGUGAUUGUGUUAUUCUAUGUCAUGUGUACAGUUUGUGAAUGAAGACAAAAACAAAAGCAAGAAACAGUAUGUCUUGGAGUACCAAUUCCAGAUGUGUUUUAUCUAUCUUGGCAUAAUUUUACAAGGAUAUGAAGAUGAUGACAACAACAAAAAAAAUGAUAAAAAAAGACGAACUUUUUUUCUAAAAAUUUUAGCCAAGCAGUAUACGUCGUGCUCUCCGUUUCAUGUAAGUUGCCCACUCCUUUCUUAUUCAUAUCUCUCUUACAUCUUCCUCUCUUUGACUUUUAUCAGUUUCAAUCUUUUAUGAGGGAACAAUAUUUUUGUGAGUGUCUGUUUACUGAUCGAAAUUUAUGUUAUGUAUGCAUGUGUCGUACACAUUACAUAGUGAUUUCAUCCAGUAGGAAUCUCAUGCAAAUGUUCAACAAGAGUAAGACUCUUAUUCUCGAUUCAUAUUUUUAAAACCAAAGUCACAGUAUGUAUUAUUCAUUUUUUCCUUUUAUUACAAUAUAAAAAAAAUGAAUUAAACGUGCUUAAGUAGUAACUUAAGAUAAAACUAAUUUAAUAUGUGAAAUGUAAGAUCUUAAUUGGUAGCAUUAUCUGUUGUCUUAUAUGGCUACGAGUCAAAAUUUCUUGCCCUUGCGAUUACCAAGUUGAGAGAAGAGUUCAGAAUUAAACAUGAACAUGGUAUUGGUGAGUGUAAAUGAAAAUAGAGCUCUCCAUUCUUAAUACUGACAUACCUGAAUAUGCAUCCAUUGAUAUUUUGAUUUUAACAACGUGAUUUUAGUGGCCUAAUGCUGCCAGAAUACUGCUUUUUCACUUGUGUCAAAACAAUGCAAUUUUACAUUCAGCUUUACAUCCUCUGAAAUACAAGUGGGACUGUAGAGACCUCAAUAUGCUAGUUCAUUUACAAAUUAUAUCAUGGAAGUAUUUACUCCUCAUUUGCUACAGAACAUUCUUGAUUUUAACCAAUUCCUAAAAUUGCUGUUUUCUUCCCAUAUACAUGUAUAUGCAUCAAUACACCAAACAAUUAUUUUUUUUUGUGUGUGUAUUAUGAUACAGAAAUGAUAUGGAGUGAAGUUCUGAUUGCUAGUCCCUAAUGGCCCGUAUUUUCAAGAGGUUUCAAUUGUACCAUGGUACAAAACCAUGAACUAUGCAGAUUUAAUUUUAAGUGCACUUUGCCAAAAGCGCGCAUUCAAUUGGAUUUAAUUUCGUGUACGUGAUGAAUAAGUGUAAUUAUGUUAAGAAAUCUGCAUAGUCCAUGGUUUUGUACCAUGGUCCAAUCGAAACCUUUUGAGAAUACGGACCAAUAUGUAUAGUUUGGUACAAGAAAGAAACUUUGUAAUCUCCAUGCUGAAUGAAGAGAAAUUGUCCCUGUCUUGAAGUUGCAUGUGACUCCAAGAUCAUCUAUGGAAUGCCAUUAGUGCCAUAAUCAGUACCAAUGUGCAUUGUCUGUGUAUUGAAUCGAGGCAUGGUCAAUUAGAUAAUAUGUCCAUGAGUGUUUGUUGUCUUUAACAUUGCUCAUACGUGACAUGUUCUAGGUGAGGGAUUGUGAUGUCAGCGGCUUUCCAUAGGUGAGAUUGAUUAAGAUCAGUCGCACCUUUGUAACACAGACCAGUUAUAUAGCAUUUGUGAACUCAAGCCUCGGUUUGGGGCAGUUUCACAAAGGGUCAUCACAAAUUCCUGUUUGUUUGUGGUAUGUACAACACAUUAUCACAUUGGUUAGAUAGUGUUCAGAGGAUGCAAGUAACUUGUUCAACACAUCACUGUGAUCACCUGUCCGUAACACAAUAAAUAAUAUAACAAUGCAGUUGAUAAAAAUACAUCAUUGGCAGGGUACCA
Messenger RNA from Lytechinus variegatus (green sea urchin), 4472 nucleotides. It is a transcript of the gene cnot3, whose product is annotated as CCR4-NOT transcription complex subunit 3-like. Gene Ontology annotation, biological process: regulation of stem cell population maintenance; nuclear-transcribed mRNA poly(A) tail shortening; regulation of DNA-templated transcription. Gene Ontology annotation, cellular component: nucleus; CCR4-NOT core complex; P-body. The transcript is spliced from 17 exons. Bases 158 to 2461 code for a protein of 767 amino acids. The record is from RefSeq and is a predicted model, not a curated record. NCBI's taxonomy places the organism in Eukaryota, Metazoa, Echinodermata, Echinoidea, Temnopleuroida, Toxopneustidae.